CGCGGCGGGCUCGCGGGGCCUGCAACCCGGACGGUGGGAGCCGGGGAAGCGGGGAGGAGACGGCGUGAAGGUGCCGUCCAGACGUGGCGCUGAUGACCGAACUACAGCAGGAUGUGGACGACACAAAGUCUGCCAAAGUGCUCGGGAAGAGGGAGAGCAAAGUUGGCUCAGCCCACUCAGAGGCUGAGAAUGGUGUGGAGGAGAAGAAGAAGGUAUGCAGGGCACCAGCAGCGCUGUCUCCCACCCCGUCCAGCGAGGCCGAGUCCCAGGACCAGAAGAGAACCAUUUCCCUGCGCUGUUUUCCUGUCAGAGCAUCCUGCCUUAUUCAGCAAAGACAUCAAGCCUGUGGUUUCUUGAAACUUUCAGCACCGUUGACUGGCUGCCACAGGUCAAAAUCCGGUUUCGAUGGUGCCCCUUUAGCAAAUGAGAAAAGCGACUGUAAAACUGAAAGCAAGAAUGACUCUAAGAUUGAAAGGAAAAAGUCCUCAUCUUCAAGCCAGGACAAAGCAAACAUGCACUUCCACAAACUGUUUCUAGAUGUCCCCACGGAGGAACCCCUGAGACAAAGUUUUACGUGUGCUCUACAGAAAGAAAUAUUAUACCAAGGGAAGCUCUUUGUAUCGGAAAACUGGAUUUGUUUUCAUUCCAAGGUCUUUGGAAAAGACACUAAGAUCUCGAUUCCAGCUUUCUCAGUAACCUUGAUAAAGAAAACCAAAACUGCCCUCCUGGUGCCAAACGCCCUGAUUAUAGCGACAGUCACAGACAGGUACAUAUUUGUCUCCUUACUCUCCAGAGAUUCAACUUACAAACUACUGAAAUCGGUGUGUGGACACUUAGAAAAUACAGGUAUUGGCAAUAGUCCCAGUCCAUCUUCUCUUGAAAACAGUUUCCGGGCAGACCGUCCUUCAUCUCUGCCUCUGGAUUUCAAUGAUGAAUUCUCAGAUCUGGAUGGAGUGGUGCGGGAAAGAAGGCAAGACAUGGAAGGAUACAGCAGUUCUGGCUCUCAGACCCCUGAAUCUGAGAACUCUCGAGAUUUCCAUGUGACAGAAUCCCAGACAGUUCUGAAUGUCUCCAAGGGAGAAGCAAAACCAACUCGGGCAGAUCCCCUUGUGAACAGGGUACCUGAGGGAAAAGCCAAGAGUCUCCCUGGGCAUGCAGGUCAGUCAGAAACCACUGGACUCAUACCCAGAGUAAAGUCUGAGAAAUGUCCAACUCUCCACCAUAUUCUUAUAUUCUAUGCAGUUGUUGUCUGUGCACUGAUCAUCUCGACCUUCUACAUGAGAUACAGAAUUAAUACUCUGGAGGAGCAGCUGGGGUCACUAACCUCCAUUGUGGACACCCAUCAGACUGAACAGACAGCACCAUCUGGCCUGGGGUCACAAGUACAGUUAAAUGUGGAGGCCCUGUGUCAAGAGCUUACAGCUAACAUAAUGCGAUUAGAAAAGAUACAAAACAACUUACAAAAGCUGCUUGAGAAUGGUGACUGAAGCUCGAGCCACGCCAUACCUCGCACUUCCCUUCAAGUAGGUGCUCCCGGGGUGUUCUGGUGGAGUGCUCCCUGCUGGCCAGAGGAGCUAGCAGGCGGGCAGCCUCUCUUGCCCUUGGAGGUCUCAGGCUCAGGAAAGGGGGGAAUGGGGAAUAAUUCUGGUUCCUGUGCAAUAAAAGUUGACCUCGACUCUC
Molecule: messenger RNA, 1680 nt
Organism: Budorcas taxicolor (takin)
Lineage: Eukaryota; Metazoa; Chordata; Mammalia; Artiodactyla; Bovidae
Gene: GRAMD2B
Product: GRAM domain containing 2B
Exons: 15
Coding region: 93-1487 (464 amino acids)
Source: RefSeq, a predicted model, not a curated record